Molecule: messenger RNA, 5237 nt
Organism: Vombatus ursinus (common wombat)
Lineage: Eukaryota; Metazoa; Chordata; Mammalia; Diprotodontia; Vombatidae
Gene: RASGRP1
Product: RAS guanyl releasing protein 1
Exons: 17
Coding region: 54-2450 (798 amino acids)
Biological process (GO): positive regulation of GTPase activity; Ras protein signal transduction
Cellular component (GO): plasma membrane
Molecular function (GO): calcium ion binding; guanyl-nucleotide exchange factor activity
Source: RefSeq, a predicted model, not a curated record
CGCCUCCCUGCCCCCGCCUCGCUAGGUGAGCCGGCCAGCCAAGCGCCAGGGCCAUGGCCAUGGGCACCUUGGGGAAGGCGAGAGAAACUCCGCGGAAGCCUCCCCAUGGCUGCAAUGCAACCCCAAAAUCAAGACUAGAGGUGAAACCAAGCAACCCUCUUCCCUCUCAUCCCAACUUGGCCCAGAUCGCUCAGUUCCGAAUGAUGAUGUCGCUGGGACACUUAGCCAAAGGAGCCAGCCUGGACGAUCUCAUUGAGACGUGCAUCCAGUCUUUUGACACAGAUGGAAAUCUAUGUCGGAGUAACCAGCUGCUACAAGUGAUGCUAACCAUGCAUCGUCUCCUCAUCUCCUCCACCGACUUGCUCCAAAAGCUCAUCAUACUAUACAAAGAUGCUUUGGCCAAACAUUCACCUGGCCUUUGUCUGAAGAUCUGCUAUUUUGUAAGAUAUUGGAUAACGGAAUUCUGGGUCAUGUUUAAAUUGGAUUCCAGCUUGACAAACACUAUGGAAGAGUUUCAGGAAUUGGUGAAAGCUAACGGUGAGGAGUUACACUGCCGCCUAAUUGAUACAACUCAAAUCAAUGCUCGAGACUGGUCUAGGAAGCUUACUCAAAGGAUAAAGCCCAACACCAGUAAGAAAAGGAAAGUCUCACUUCUCUUUGACCAUCUGGAGCCAGGAGAGCUGUCCGAGCACCUUACUUACCUUGAAUUCAAAUCCUUCAGAAGGAUAUCGUUCUCCGAUUAUCAAAAUUACAUUGUGAAUAGCUGUGUGAAAGAGAAUCCCACCAUGGAACGGUCCAUCGCCUUAUGCAAUGGCAUCUCCCAAUGGGUCCAACUGAUGGUGCUCAGCCGUCCCACUCCGCAGCUCCGGGCUGAAGUCUUCAUCAAGUUUAUAAAGGUGGCUCAGAAACUCCAUCAGCUGCAGAACUUUAACACUUUGAUGGCCGUGAUCGGAGGACUGUGUCACAGCUCCAUCUCCAGGCUGAAGGAGACAAGUUCCUAUGUUCCCCAUGAGAUCAACAAGGUACUCAAUGAAAUGACGGAGCUACUGUCCUCCUGCAGAAAUUAUGACAACUACCGGCGAGCCUAUGGGGAGUGCACCCACUUCAAGAUCCCCAUCCUCGGUGUGCACCUCAAGGACCUGAUCUCCCUGCACGAGGCCAUGCCCGACUACCUGGAAGACAGGAAGGUGAACUUUCACAAGCUGCUGGCCCUCUACAACCACAUCAAUGAGCUGGUCCGACUGCAGGAGGUGGUACCGCCCUUGGAGGCCAAUAAGGACUUGGUGCACUUGCUGACGUUAUCCCUGGAUCUCUACUAUACCGAAGAUGAAAUCUAUGAGCUUUCAUAUGCCCGAGAACCAAGAAAUCACAGAGCCCCACCUCUAACACCUUCGAAGCCUCCAGUUGUAGUGGACUGGGCGUCGGGGAUAUCUCCCAAACCUGAUCCGAAGACCAUCAGCAAACAUGUGCAGAGAAUGGUGGAUUCUGUUUUCAAGAACUAUGAUCAUGAUCAAGAUGGAUAUAUUUCCCAGGAAGAGUUUGAAAAGAUUGCUGCCAGCUUCCCCUUCUCCUUUUGUGUGAUGGAUAAGGACAGGGAAGGCCUGAUCAGUCGGGAUGAAAUCACUGCCUACUUCAUGAGGGCCAGUUCAAUCUAUUCCAAGCUGGGUCUCGGCUUUCCUCAUAACUUCCAGGAGACAACUUACUUAAAGCCCACCUUCUGUGACAACUGUGCUGGAUUUCUCUGGGGAGUGAUAAAGCAAGGUUAUCGGUGCAAAGAUUGUGGGAUGAACUGCCACAAACAGUGCAAAGAUCUGGUUGUGUUUGAGUGCAAGAAAAGAUCCAAGAACCCAGCUUUGCCGGCCGAGAACAGCACCUCUGCUGGGCUGGCGUCUACCCUCUGCCCGCUAGGCGUCAAAGAUCCACAGCAUGGGCCCGAGGAAGGACCUUUCCUAGUGAAUGGGGAGGCCAUGGAACACAAUGAGGAGAGCAAAGAUAGGACAAUCAUGCUGAUGGGCGUGUCUGCUCAGAAGAUUUCCGUCCGGCUGAAGCGGGCCAUGGCCCACAAGGGCACGCAGACAGAGUCAGUCACUUGGGUUGGCCACGAAGGCCCUAGUGGCUCAUUCUUGCUGUCUUCCCCAAGGAAGGCAGCCCAGGACACUCUGUAUCUGCUUCCCAGCUCCACGUCUCCCUGCCCCAGCCCGGUCUUGGUCCGCAAGCGGGCCUUUGUGAAGUGGGAGAACAAGGAGUCCAUCACAAAAUCCAAAGAGGACCUCCGGCACCUCAGACUGCCCACCUACCAGGACCUGGAGCAGGAAAUAAAUACUCUGAAGGCAGACAACGAAGUUCUAAGGACUGAAUUAAGGUUUGCUCAGAAGAAGAUUGAGACCCUCCGGCUUGAAAGAAGCAACAACCAUGUCCUGAGCCGUAGGGAACAUCAAGACUGCUCCUAGCCCUGAAGCUAGGAGAGCACAGAAGUCACAUCAUGGAGAAGGGUAGAACUCCACUUUCUCUAGAGCUGCCAAAUACAAGGGAAUGGGGAAAAGCCAGAAUGUUGGGAUUUAGAGUGUGGUAUUCUAUUUAAAUAUAUAUGCCCUCUUUUCAACCUGAAAAAUUGUUCGUCAAAAAACACACACCCUCAUUCCUUUUCCCAUUCAUUUGAGGAGGAAGUAUGUUCUCAGUGGGGUGUUAUCCAGAGAUGUUCUCCUCCCCGUCUCCUUGCUGAAAAAAAAAAGCUAGACAAUCUAUGUCAGCACUCAGUACAUCGCCUUUCACCAAAACCCUCCCCAUCCAGCUCUGGUGCCAGUCCAGGGGAGUGGAAAGCCUGGCUACAGGAUCUGGAUAAGGCUCAUAACCCUUUUCAUGAAACACUGUCCUUACAUCCUUCAAACUAAAUUCUAAACUCAGCCCUAAGAAGCCUCUCAAACAACUCUGUUCCCUGUGGGACAGAAACUACUUUACCUGAGAACAGGAUUCAUUUUGCCCCACCCAUUCAACUUGUUUCAAGCCUGCAGCAGAAUCUGUUAGUCUGUCAACAGACUAGCCCAGUCCUUACACCUCCCCCCACCAAUCCUGCCACCCUUGAUCUCAGUGAGCCAGUUAUGGCUCAUCUCAACAUCAUUAUCUCAUGUCAAGACUGGCCAAUCAUUCUCUCUCUUGAGUGUCCGUAGGUUUCCCAGUAGGGUAGCCAUUCUCCUCCUCUCUCACUGUUCCAAAUCUCACUUCUCCCUACUCUAUCCCCAGACAUUUCUACCUGAAAGUGAACUCAUUUGUCCCCAUUUAAAAAGCCUGUUAACAAAAUAUCAUUAUGUGCAAUUGGGAGGUUAUCUUAGCAUCUCAACUAUCUGUCUGGUCUAUAUGAUGACCAUAGCCAGAUUCAUGACUGCCCAUUUAUAAUAGUGCUUUAACAUUUACAAAGCACAGUACACAUUACAUAGAAAGCACAUUCAUCAUUUCUUUUAGAAUAGAAAUGUUAGAGCUAGCAGGACCUAAAAGACGAUCUUUUCCAGUCUUAAUUUUUCAGAGAAAAGAAAACAAAGCUCAGAUAGAGAGAGAAGUAUCUUUUGCAGGAUCACAGCUUAUAAAUGGUGAAGUUGGAACUAAAAUUGGCUCUUUCUCUAGAGUUCUUCCCAUUAUACCAUACUGGAGAACUCUGCAGGAAAGCAGCAUGGGCUUAAUUAUCUACAUUUUACAGAUGAAGAAAUGGAAUCUCAGAAGUGACUUCAUCUAAGGUCAUAUACCUAGUAAAGUAGCAGGGCCAGAUAUUAUAACUUCUAAGUCUAUUGCUAUCAAAUUUAAGUACCUGGCUAUUACCCUAUUGUAUGGCUUAAGCAUCAGUGGUAGCUGAAAUAUGAUACAUCAUCUCCAAACACGUAAUUUUGCAUUUGAUAAAAGCAUGCAUUGAAGAUGGCACAGCCAACAAACACAUUGGUACAUGAAUUUACAUUGUACUGUAGCUAGAAAAUCUUUUUUUUUUAACCUCUUCUGUUUAUUCUGAAAUUAAUUUUUAAUUCAAGGAAACCUUCAAAAGUUCAGCUGGUCAUGACAAAAUUCCUUUCUUUUUGUUUCAAUGUAUGUGUUUUGGAGAAAGGUUAUACCCUCUCAUUAGUGAAACUGUUUUGAGGUAUAAGCUAAUUAGAUGGGUAGUUUCAAUAAUAGCUGACAUUGUAAAUAUGUAUACAUUGUGUAUAGAAAAUAUUGUGCCUGCAUGUGGGCUCGUUUUUCUUCCUGUGUAAAAAUGUGAAUGUGAAACAUGUACAAUUUUUGGACAUUCCUACAUUAAUCCCAAAUGCACCAGAGUAUUCUGAAAUCAGAAAAUAGUAAAACAUCUUGCACAGAGAUUUAUAAAUAUGUUGUCAUUUGUUACACUUUCAUGCAAAGUAUGGUAAGAUAAAUUUUAUUAGUCAAUUGUGACAAAAUAUGAGUUGAUAAUUUGUCCACAAUUUUGGAAUCUUGCAUCAUUCAACUUCAUUAGUCUGGCUUGUCUGAACAAGAUUUUACCAAUUCCUAUUUUGGUUCCCUUUCACUCUACCAAAUGAGAAUUUGGUUUUAUCUUUUAUCUUGGGGUGUCUUUCACUUUUAAACUUUGAAUGCUCAGCUUUCCCCAAGAUAUCCUCACUAGCCAGAACUAACAUUUCCAGAUGACCCUAUUUAUUUGGGUACUAGAAAGUUAAUUGAAUGAGAAGUAACUAAUUUAACCACAACUUUUCCCAGAGUCAUCAAGCCUGCAGAGGUUUUGGGGGUUGUUUUGUUUUGUUUUGUCACAGACACCCCUGAGCAGUCUGAUCCAUUCUUGGAAUAAUGUUUUAAAAUUAAUAAAAUGACAAAGGAAACCAAUUAAAUUGAAAUAAUUAAGCGAAAUAUUUAAAAAACCAAGUUCACAUUCCCCAGGUUAAGACCUCUGUACAAAGGUCUCAAUGAAUAGAGCUUGGCAGGCUUAUUUGCUUUAAACCUUAUGAAGAUGUGAAAGUCACAGCAUUGAAGUAGAACAAUUUGGUUAAUACCUGCUUAACCACCAUUGGUCUCAAGUGUGCUUCCUCUAGAUGUCUAUUCUCAGAAGCGUCACUAUUAGUAGGCAGUCUUAUUUCUCAUUGGUACUUAACAUCCUCGUAAUUUGUAAACCUGUCCAAAGUUGUAUAAUGUAAAAGAACCGACAGAAAAAUCAAAUGUACAGAUUGUAAAGUCUUUUGAUACCUGAUGUAAGUUUUCUUUGUUUAAUAUUUAUAUGAUAAAAGAUAUUA